Molecule: messenger RNA, 1574 nt
Organism: Spirodela intermedia
Lineage: Eukaryota; Viridiplantae; Streptophyta; Magnoliopsida; Alismatales; Araceae
Source: the annotation of a GenBank genome assembly
AUGGCCUCGUCGAUCUCCGCUCUCCACUCCCCUCUCUCGUGCCGCCUCUGCAGAAGAAGCUCGCCCACUGGAUUCUUCUCCCGCUCUCGUCCCGCCUGCGCUCUGCCCUCGUCGCCCCUUCUUUCUUCGAGGACGCCUGCCUCCCUUUUCGGGUCCCAUGGGAGGAACCCGCCUGUGGAAAGGAGAGCAAUGCGCAUCAGGGCCGUCGCAGAGGAGGAGACCCUCGUUUCCGAGAGUGGAGGAGACGAGGUGUUGCCGGAAGCGGCCCCGCAGGCGGACCAGCCCGUCUCCGUCCCCGUCUCACCGUCCGACGUGCUCACCAUGUUCUUCAAGGCGAGUGCUCCCAAUCAAUCCCUUUACGCGCCAUCUAUCUUUUUUCCCUCCGAUUAACCGAGAAUUAUGUCCCAUCAAUCGAGUUCCGAAGAUGGCCCGAGCAUUUCUCUGUUCUAGCUCCUCCUCACCUCUUCUAGAUUAUUUCACGGAUUGAAGUUUUCUUUCCACUCGACGUGAAGGCCGAAGGGACCAUGGACGAGGCGGCGAUCGCUAAUGUGACCAAGGGCCUGGAGGUGGGUUCUGCUACUCACCAAUCAUUCUACGACAUCUUCUCCUGCCAUUUCUGAAGAAUUAUCCAAAUUCGCGCAGGGUUUGGAGGGCAUCAGCGACCUGAAAGUGCGGGUACUUGAAGGCAUCGCCAGCGUCGAGGUACUUCUUGCUUCUUCUAAGGGAAUAAUUUCUAUAUUUAUCUUUGUAUAUAUGAUGCCGAUAGCUCAAUACGAUGGGUUUAUUUCGAAGAACAUCAUCGGUUGACGAUGGCUUUAUUUUGAAGAACAUCAUCGGUUGAUCCUGUUUCUUCGACAACUUGGGUUCCACAGCUGAGAUUUUUCUCAGAUAAUUGAGUCCCGUCUGCUGAUGAGACCUGGAGAUUUGCCACAGCCAUGAGUCACCGAGCGGAUCAUGGUUGCCAUGCAUUAGACUGAUAAUCACACAGAACGAACGCCGUUGAGAAAUGUUAUUUGCAUGGAAUGUGGUUCCUCUUCAGUCAGAUCAGGAGCUCCUGUUUUUUAUUCAAGAGCAUCAGGAAACUACCCGGAUAAAAACCACACCUUUGGCCAAGAUGCUCUUUGGGGAAAUCUUUCUCCAUCUCAUCUGUGCGGAAAAUCAGCAGCAUUGACUUCCCACUCUGUUCUAAGAUCUCUCACUGGUGAUUGUGGCAUCAGAUCCUACUAGAUUUACCACCAACAUUUUUCUUGCUAGAUCAUAAAAUCAGAAAUCUAGUUUAUAUUUUAAUUUUAUGGCGGUAGCAUAGCCACUGGCUUUCCUCCAUGCUUCUACUUCGCCAUGCUUUAAAAAAGGCUUCAAGAUUCCAUAUAUUGCAUGGAACCUUUCUCCUGCUCCUUGAGCUGAAAGAAAAAUUACCAUAUAUGCUGAUGUUUCUCCCCCUGAUGCAGUUGGCGAAGCAAACCACGGUACAAGCCACCGGAGUGGCAUCGAAUCUGCUGGAGAUCGUUCAGGGAUCCGGGUUCAAGUUGCAGACGUUGCAUCUGAGUUUUGAGGAUGAAGAAGAUGCCAUCUGA